AAAAUUAUGAAUGAAAAUGAUGUGUGACAAUCCUGCAGCAGGAGGCAGAAUUUGUAGGCAGCCUUACAGGCGGAACCCAGGGCGUUAAAUCACAACUCACUAACCCCUUUCUCUUGUUCUGCCGGCGCGAGUCUGUCUGCCUCUCACUAUAGCAACCAGCAACAAGAAGAAGAAGAGGAGGAAGAGGAAGAGGAGAAGGGUGGAGCUGCUGAAUGGGAUUCAUAUCAACAUCUAUGAGACGCUGAGAAAUAUGGAUGGUGGUGGUGGAAAUAAUGAUGUGCAGGCAGAUCUGGACUCCGUGGAGGCGGAGCUGGAGUUGGUGGAGCUGCAGAUCGCAGAGCUCCUGCAGAAACAGGCUGAGCUGACUACUCGCAAAAAUGCACUGCUGCAACAGCUGGAGGAGGCCUGCGAUGCUGCGCAGCCUUCGUCCUCUUCAUCCGCAUCUUCCUCAAAGUCCUCUGGAGCUGCUCCGGUAAUGAGCAAAGAGGAGAUGCAGCUCUAUGAUGGCACAGAUUUCCCGUGGUCCGAAGAAGUGGAGCAGCAGCUAAAGGACUCGUUCCGUCUCUCCACGUUCAGACCGCUGCAGCUGAGGGCCAUCAACCUGACUCUGUCAGGCAGAGAUCUGUAUCUGGUGAUGCCCACAGGAAGAGGAAAAAGCCUCUGCUACCAGCUGCCUGCAGUCUGCUCCAAGGGUUUUACAUUGGUCGUCAGUCCCCUGGUGUCCCUGAUGGAGGACCAGAUCAUGUACCUGAAGUCCAUCGAUGUGCCAGCAGUCAUGCUGAAUGCAUCCAGUAGCAAGGAGCACGCCAAGACCGUCAUGGCUGGAAUGACGGAUCCCAAGUCCCCUUUCAAGCUGCUGUAUGUGACGCCGGAGAAGAUCGCCAAGAGCAAGCUGCUCAUGUCUCGUCUGGAGAAAGCCUACAACGCCAACCUGCUGAGUCGUGUUGCCGUGGACGAGGUACACUGCUGCAGCCAGUGGGGACACGACUUCAGACCAGAUUACAAACUGCUGGGCAUCCUGAAGAGGCAGUUCCCCAAAGUCCCACUGCUCGGGCUCACCGCCACGGCAACCAGCAGCGUCCUCAAGGACUGCGAGAAGAUCCUGUGUGUGCCAAAGCCGAUCACGCUCUCUGCAUCCUUUAACCGAACCAACCUCUACUACGAGGUUCGUAUUAAAGAUUCGAACUACGAUGCGUCAAUAAGCGACAUCGCGUCUUUGAUCAAGAGCAGAUACAAGGAUCAGUCAGGGAUCGUGUACGUGUUCUCUCAGAAGGAUGCAGAGUCGGUGUCCUCUGAGCUCCAGAAGAGAAACAUCCUGGCCUAUCCCUACCACGCUCACAUGGACCCCAGCGAUAAAUCCAGCGUUCACCGCAAAUGGACCUCCAACAAAAUCCAGGUAGUGGUGGCCACAGUGGCGUUUGGCAUGGGCAUCGACAAGCCUGACGUCCGGUUUGUCAUCCACCACACCAUCAGCAAGUCCGUCGAGAACUACUACCAAGAGAGCGGGCGCGCAGGUCGAGACGACCUUCCAGCCGACUGCAUCAUCUACUUCGGUUUCUCUGACAUCUUCAGGAUCAGCACCAUGGUGGUGAUGGAGAACGUCGGUCAGCAGAAGCUGCUGCAGAUAGUCAACUACUGCCAGAAUGUUGACAGGUGUCGGCGCUCUCUCAUGGCUGUUCAUUUUGAUGAGGUGUGGGACGACAAAGGAUGCAACCAGAUGUGUGAUACUUGCCGUCAUGCAAAAGACUACACCACCGUAGACCUUACUCAGCAUGCCAAGCAGGUGGUGCAGAUCCUGGAGCUAGCAGCCUCGUCGGACGAGAAGCUGACUCCUCUGAAGCUGGUGGAGACGUGGAUGGGGAAAGGCCCGGCCAAGCGCAGGAAGAUGAUCCAGACCACCACGCUGUCUCGGCUGCAGGCCGAAGCUGUGAUCGUGCGGCUGCUGCUGCAGGGAUACCUCAGAGAGGAUUUCAGCUUCACUCCGUACACCACCUACUUCUACAUGAAGCUGGGCCGCAAAGCUCCUCUGGUGAAGAGCCCGACUCACACUCUCAGCAUGAAGAUGAGGACGACGGAGACCGGAGCUGCUGUGUACACAUCAGCCAACGAGGAGGAGACUGAUGUGACCUUUGAUGCCGUUGUCAUGGACAACAGCUGUCCCCCACAACCCAAACAGAAACUAGUUAAAGAGCAGAGGAACCUGUCCAGGAAACAAGACCUGAAGCCAGUCAGCCCAACAGAUGGACCUGGAGAGGAAGAGGAGAACAAAAGGAGGUCCGUUAUGCCUCAACAUGGCAUUGAGGUUGAUGUUGAAAUAAACAUUAUAGAUAACAGUCAGAAAACACCGCCACAUCCAGUUAAACCUUUUACCAAACGUAAAUCCACCACGCCUCAGAGAGCGAGAAGGAAACCCUGCGCUGAUUCAGCUGCAGCAGAUGUUUCCUCUCCGUCCCCCGGGGGGGGCGACACGGCCUCCAUCAUCUCUGAUACUGCAGCCGAAGAGCUCUCUGACCUGAGGAACUAUUACAGCAAGCAGCUGAGGAGGAUAAACUACAUUUCCCAUGAGUAUCUGGGACAGCCGUCAGAGCCAGGAGUGCUGACGUGCAUCAGGGAGCCUCUGAGGAGCCUCCGUCUGCCCCGCAGGGUGACCAUCGCCCAGACGGCCCGAAGCCUUUGGACACGAGUCAGUGGCAGGAGGAAGCUGGUUCACCGGUGACGUCACAGUUUGAUGUUUAAAGUUAGGGUCGGUAUAAUGCUGAGAAACUAGCAAGAGGACAUGAGAUUUAAGAAACUGAAAAACCCAGCCCAGUGUUGUCAACUCUUGCAGGCGGGCAGAAUGUCCAAUCAUUUCAAAUCAGGUCGAGUAAAAUGACGGGUUUAUUACGGUCCUGCGACAGCCACAGAUACUGGAUUUGUUUUCUUUUUUUUUGUCUGAGGAUUUUGUUUUGUAUGACGGAGUUUUAGGGCCACAUUGAGGAAAAAAAUUUAGGAGAAAAAAAGUCAUAAUAUUAUGAGGAU
Messenger RNA from Sebastes umbrosus (honeycomb rockfish), 3018 nucleotides. It is a transcript of the gene recql, whose product is annotated as RecQ helicase-like. The record is from RefSeq and is a predicted model, not a curated record. Gene Ontology annotation, biological process: double-strand break repair via homologous recombination. Lineage: Eukaryota; Metazoa; Chordata; Actinopteri; Perciformes; Sebastidae. Gene Ontology annotation, cellular component: chromosome; cytoplasm. The transcript has 16 exons. Gene Ontology annotation, molecular function: four-way junction helicase activity; 3'-5' DNA helicase activity; ATP binding. The coding region runs from base 251 to 2716 and encodes 821 amino acids.